Messenger RNA from Symbiodinium natans, 393 nucleotides. The record is from the annotation of a GenBank genome assembly. NCBI's taxonomy places the organism in Eukaryota, Dinophyceae, Suessiales, Symbiodiniaceae.
AUGUUCUGCCGCAAGCUACGAAAGCUGUUGCCCUUGGCUGCUGGCUGCUUCUGGGCCGGGGCCGCCCCAUUUUCCUUCCUCAGCUCCCAGGCCGCACGCUCCCGGCAGUGCAGGAUCGCUUGCCAUGCCAGCGACGGAGAUGACAGCAAGCUCAGUCCCGAUGUGCCGUGGUGGCAGCUGGAGGACGAGGCAGAGCGUCUCAUGGCUCCCCGGAUGCCAUUCCGGGUGGAGCAAGUCUCCCCUCCGCCGGUGAAGAAGCUGGGCUAUGCCUUGUUGGAUGCCAGGACUGGGAGAGGCGAUGUCAUCAACAUGAAGGGCGCGGAGAAGGAUGACUACGUCGUGAGCAAGGCGCUGCUGUUUUUAUCCAUAGGUGGGACGGCCGCGGCCACGUGA